Messenger RNA from Ylistrum balloti, 540 nucleotides. RefSeq names its product circumsporozoite protein-like. Bases 1 to 540 code for a protein of 179 amino acids. The transcript is spliced from 2 exons. NCBI's taxonomy places the organism in Eukaryota, Metazoa, Mollusca, Bivalvia, Pectinida, Pectinidae. The record is from RefSeq and is a predicted model, not a curated record.
AUGAAUAAGGGAGAUAACCCUGAUGUAAAUGACAAGAUAAACAAGGGAGAUAACCCUGAUGGAAAUGACAAGAUAGAUGAAGGAAAUAACCCAAACAUUAAUUACCAGAUGAAUAAGGCAGAUAAUCCUAAUGUUAUUGACAAGAUGAAUAAGGGAGAUAACCCAAAUAUAAAUGACGAGAUGAAUAAGGGUGUCAGCCCUAAUGUAAAUGAAAAGAUGAAUAAGGGAAAUAACUUCGAUAUAAAUGAUAAUGUGAAUAAGGGAGAUAACCCUAAUGUUGAUAAAAAGAUGAACAAGGGAGAGAACCAUGAUGUAAAUGACAAGAUGAAUAAGGGAGUCAGCCCUAAUGUAAAUGAAAAUAUGAAUAAAGGAGAUACCCCUAAUGCUGAUCAAAAGAUGAAUAAGGGAGGUAACCCUAAUGUUGAUCAAAAGAUGAAUAAGAAAGAUUAUCCAAAUAUAAAAGACAAAAAUAAGGAGGAAUAUUCAUUGAAAAGAUGUGUUUUGCAUGUGAAGCUGAAGCGCUAUGGAAUGCCAAACUGA